UAAAACCCUGUUUUGUUAAAUCUCUGCAAAUAAUGAUCGACCGAGAUUUUAUGCGAGACGUAAACUUCGAAGUGUUACUGCUUGGUCACUGUUACACGGACUAAUCAUAUGCGUGUGAAAUGCCAGCAACAAUUCUCGUCCGUGUUCAAUCUCCCGACCAUGGAACGAAAAGGAUAGAAACUAAAGGAACCGAUACGGUUGCAAAUUUCUUAAACAAGGUACAGGCUGAAUUUGGUUUAAAAGAUACUGGGUGGAACCUUUACAAAAACCGUGACAAAUCGGGGUUUAUACGCAACAGCCGAGCAAAAAAAGUUGAUGACUUUAAAAUCAAACAUGGAGAUAUGCUGUACAUGGUCUUGGAGGAGAGGAUAAACACUGGUAGUGCAGCAGAUGGAAACACCCCAGAUGCUGCAGCCAUUUCUUCAGUUGCUGUUGGUGUGAGUAAUCUGUCAGCUGCAAGCAGCUCAGAUGUAUGUGUAGAGGACGAAGUGGAUCAGAUUCUGGGAAAGCAAGAUGGGAAGAUCUAUCGAAGCAGAAAUGAUCAGUUUUGCCGUCAUGGUCCCCAAGGAAAGUGCCUUCAUUGUGUUCCUUUGGAGCCAUACGAUGAAGAGUUUCUUAGAGGUUGUGAUCCUCCCAUCAAAUUUCUCUCGUUCCAUUCCUACAUUCGCAAAUUGACUGGAGGCGUGGAUAAGGGAAAGUUUGUGAACUUGGAAAACAACUGUAAAAUAAAGCCUGGAUGUAGAGAACACCCACCUUGGCCUGGUGGAAUAUGUACAAAGUGUCAGCCGAAUGCUAUCACACUGAAUAGACAGCCCUAUCGUCAUGUAGAUUACAUAAUGUUUGAGAAUUCUACAGUGGCUGAUCGUUUUCUGAACUACUGGCGCAACACUGGCAACCAGAGAAUUGGUAUAAUGUAUGGUCGCUAUGAGCCACAUAAAGAUGUCCCACUUGGUAUAAAGGCAACAGUUGCAGCCAUCUAUGAACCACCACAGAAAAACUCCCCAAAUAAAAUUGAACUUUUACCUGAUUCCAAAGAGGUGAUGAUCAAUGAUGCAGCAAAGCAGCUUGGUUUGAUUCCUGUAGGCUGGAUAUUUACAGACUUGGUAGCAGAAGAUCUGUCAAAAGGAACUGUCAGAAAUUUUAGAGGAAACAUCGAUUCCCACUUCCUCAGUGCAGAAGAGUGUGUAAUGGCAGCAGACUUUCAGAACAAGUUCCCUAAUCCCUGCAAACUUUCGCCUGAGGGACACUUUGGCUCCAAGUUUGUGACAGUCAUUGCCACAGGUGACAACAAUAACCAGAUUCAUUUUGAAGGCUACCAGGUGUCUAAUCAGUGUAUGGCAUUAGUCAAAGAUGACUGUCUCAUUCCCACCAAGGAUGUUCCAGAACUAGGCUACAUAAAGGAGUCUUCCAAUGAGCAGUAUGUCCCAGAUGUGUUCUAUAAGGGCAAAGACAGCUAUGGCAAUGAGGUGACACAUCUGGCUCGGCCACUUCCAGUAGAGUAUUUGCUAGUUGACAUGCCAGCAGCUUUUCCAGCAGAUUUCCAAUACACAUUUCGAACUCUGGAAGGACCUCGCUUUUUCCCUGUGGAGAACCGUGCUGGCAUGGGUGAAACACAGGAUUUCAAUGCUUUGAUGUCUUACAUGGAGCAGUUUAGUCCCAACCAGUUUCUUAAUGCCAUGUCAGACUUUCAUCUCCUCAUGUUCUUAACAACAUCAGAAAUGCUGCCAUUGAGAGAACAGCUGGGAUUGCUUUUGGAGGCUGUGAAGACACAAGAUGAGGCCAAAGCCUUGCAGUUCAAAAAGACAGAGGAGUGGGCAACAGUGGAGGAGAUGAUAUCAGCGCAUGCGCCAUCACAUGCACCACCGCCAACAUCUUACGCUGGUCCUGGGGCUGUUCCAUUACCUCCCAGCAGUGGAGGGAGGGCAAUGGGCAUGUGGACCUGUGCUCACUGCACUUUCCUGAACCAACCUGGACUGGCAGUCUGUGAGAUGUGCUCAUUGCCAUAUUCAGGCUCUUCCAUGUAAACCUCGAGUUUUAGUAAGCUUUCUGCGUCUUGCAAAAGAAGAUUUUAUUGAAGCAGUUUAUAAAAAAGCUUAUUGCAAACAAAAAGGGGUUGUAUUUGGAAUGAAAGUGGGCAUAACUGCAUGCAGUCAUUGAUGAGAACAGAGAAUUGCUUUCUCAAGCCAUUUGUGAUAAGUGAGUUCAAAAGCUCAUGCACCACUCUGUGGAUCUGCAAGCAUUAUUUCUAAAGAACAUUUUAUUAUUUGCUUACAGUUUCAAGUACAAAUUAAUACUGUUUUGUGUAAAAUUCACAUGUUUAUUAAUUGUAAGUUAAAUUAGAUGUUUGUUGAAUCUUUGUUACCCACUGGAAACAUUUCCGAUAUGUUCUUUAAAUAAAUUAAAGAAAAAGGAUGCAUGAAUGGCAUUCUCUGAGGAACUGAUGUCAGGAUAAAAGAAUAUUUGUAUAUUUAUGAGUAGCAUGUGGUAUGUAAGCAGUUAAGCUGAGCAUGAUUACUGUUAAAAAA
Messenger RNA from Pomacea canaliculata, 2525 nucleotides. Its product is annotated as nuclear protein localization protein 4 homolog. NCBI's taxonomy places the organism in Eukaryota, Metazoa, Mollusca, Gastropoda, Architaenioglossa, Ampullariidae. The record is from RefSeq and is a predicted model, not a curated record. Gene Ontology annotation, biological process: ubiquitin-dependent protein catabolic process. Gene Ontology annotation, cellular component: nucleus. Gene Ontology annotation, molecular function: ubiquitin binding; ubiquitin protein ligase binding.